AUGCACGUAGAAACGGAAAAGAGCGCCAACGUGCCCUCACCGCAAGUCUUGAACAGCGCCCGGGAACUCGGCCUGGAGCAAUCGCGGCUCGAGUUUCUUGAUCGAAUAGUGCGCAGGGGCGUGUCGGCAGCCACCGUGGACGCCAUGUCCAGGGUCCCACGCGAGAUGUUCGUGCCGCACUCGCUCAGAUCGGAGGCCUACGAGGACGUCGCAUUACCCAUUGCCGAGGGGCAAACCAUCUCCCAGCCCUCACUCGUGGCCAGUAUGGUCGAUCUGCUUGAGCUCGAUCCCAGCCAUCGCGUCCUCGAAGUGGGCGCCGGUUCCGGCUACCAGGCCGCCGUCCUUUCACUUCUCGCGUCGCAAGUGGUAUCGGUCGAGAGAAUUCCCGAACUCACGAAAACGGCGAAGGCCCGGUUACAUCUGCUCGGGUAUGCCAGGUGCCGCAUAGAACAGGCCGGCGACGAAAUUGGAUGGCGCUCGGCCGCCCCUUACGACCGGAUUAUCGUAGCGGCGGCCGCCCCGAAAGUGCCGGCCGCGCUUUCCAACCAACUCGGCCCCGGUGGGCGCAUGGUCAUUCCGGUAGGCCGGCGAACCAAUCAGGACUUGCUCGUUGUUUCGCGUAAAUCUGACGGUCUGAGCGUGAAGAAGGCCGGCAAAUGCAUGUUUGUCCCGUUGAUCGGCCGCGACGCCUGGGCGCUGACAUAA
This is a messenger RNA of Geodia barretti, 705 nucleotides long. The record is from the annotation of a GenBank genome assembly. NCBI's taxonomy places the organism in Eukaryota, Metazoa, Porifera, Demospongiae, Tetractinellida, Geodiidae.